Molecule: messenger RNA, 4045 nt
Organism: Gamsiella multidivaricata
Lineage: Eukaryota; Fungi; Mortierellomycota; Mortierellomycetes; Mortierellales; Mortierellaceae
Exons: 11
Coding region: 399-3977 (1192 amino acids)
Biological process (GO): regulation of GTPase activity; mitotic actomyosin contractile ring assembly actin filament organization; regulation of actin cytoskeleton organization
Cellular component (GO): cytoplasm; mitotic actomyosin contractile ring
Molecular function (GO): GTPase activator activity; actin filament binding; calmodulin binding
Source: RefSeq, a predicted model, not a curated record
UCUCUUCUUUCGCCUUUCGUUUUCCGUCUUUCGUCUUUCUUUCUCAUCCACUCACCAACCUCCUUGUCUUCUUUCCCUCACUCCUUCUCUUCUUCCCCGCUUGAAAGCACCUUUCUUCUACUUUACCCCGCUUUCGAAAAAAAGACGCAACUUGGACGCCUUUAAUGAUAUAAGAUCUAAGCGGCCUUUUUUUCUCUUCUUUAUAUCCGCACUCUUCUGUCUUCUUCAUUACAAAGGAAGCAAGCCCGCAAAGGACCGACUCUUCAAGGAACCACCUCUGGAAUAUCAUACAACGAGGAAACAAUCGACCAAUAUAGUCGAAACCCGGUUUAUUACAACAUUAUCACGACCUGCUCAGCACCUCGCCCCACUGACUUUGUACACAAGGACAAGCAACCAUGCUGUCGAACGCGAGGGAGCUCAGACCCAUGUCGACCCUGAUCUCCGUCUCGUCAAUUGCCGACCUGACCCUGGCUGGAGAUACAGAGGACGUAACAGGUAUGAAGGGUCGCAUCCGACUGACACGAGAAGAUGGUGUACGAGGAGGCCGUUGGAUGGACCAGUCUCGCAAACAAGUGCAAGCAUACGACUAUCUGUGCCAUAUCGGUGAAGCAAAAGAAUGGAUUGAGGCCUGUAUCAAUGAAGAAAUCGACGCAAUCACAACGCUGGAGGAGAGUCUUCGCAACGGUGUUGUCCUUGCCAAGCUCGCACGCUUCUUUGAUCCCCCAUCUGUAAAAAAGAUCUUUGAGCACCCUGUACUACAAUACAAACACUCUGACAACAUCAACUGUAUAUUCAAGGCCAUGCGAAAUAUUAAGCUACCAGAGAUCUUCAUCUUCGAGCUGACAGAUCUGUACGACAAAAAGAACAUCCCAAAGGUCAUCUACUGCAUCCAUGCCCUCAGUCACAUGCUCGCCAACAAGGGCAUGGCUCCCAACAUCAAGAACUUGGUCGGAGAACUUCAGUUCACGGACGCAGAAAUCCACGCCACACGCCAGGGACUGGACGCAGCUGGAAUCUCCUUGCCCAGUUUCGGAAACGUUGGAUCAGCACUCGCCAAGGAGCUGAAUGGACCCGAGAUGGCCAUUGCAGAGGUCAUUCCUGAAGAGGAAGAGGAGGAGGAGGAGGAGGAGCCAGAAACGCUACUCUCAAAUCAGGAGCUGCGUGAUUUAUUCUGGGCCAACAAUACGGACUCAAUCGUUCGCUGUCAACAGCUGUUCAGGGGUGCGCUGGAGCGCAAGCGGUUCUUGGAGCGACGCAAUCUUCACUACCAGAUGGAAGAGUUCCUGAUCAAGGUGCAGGCACAGAGCCGUGGAGAACUGGUGCGGCGGCGUUUUUGGCAUCGAGUACAACAACUUCGGGCGUUUGAACCGCAGGUCGUCACCAUUCAAGCGCACCUUCGUGGAUUCCUUCAGCGCAAAAAGUAUCAAGACCGACAGAAUUAUUACAAAGCCAAUGUCAAUACUAUCGUCAAGAUGCAGAGUCUCUUCCGAGCUAAGGCUGCGGGAGAGGCUUACAGAAGUCUGACCACGGGAGCGAGUCCACCAAUCACAACGCUCAAGACAUUCUUGCACCUCUUGAAUGACAGCGACUUUGAUUUCGAGGAAGAACUGGAGCUCGAGAACCUGCGUCAGCUGGUAGUCCGGAGGAUUCGUGAGAACACGCAGUCGGACGCGCAAUUGAACGAGCUGGAUAUCAAGAUUGCGCUUCUGGUGCAGAACCACAUCACACUGGACGAGGUCAUUAAGACGACCUCCUCCUUGACCAAGAAGAAGGCACAGCGCCGGUUGUCGAUGCCGGCCUCUGCGACCAAUAACCCGUACACGCUCAAGUCGCUGGAUCGUGAGAGUCGUGAUCGCCUGGUGCUGUACCAGCAGCUGUUCUAUUUGCUGCAGACUCAGCCCGCGUACUUUAGCAAGCUGUUCUUUAUGAUGUCCAAGACCGGCUUGUUCACGGAUCGCAUCAAGAAGCAGAUCGAGGGCGUCGUCUUGACCUUGUUUGGAUAUGCUCAGAACUCGCGUGAAGAAUACCUCUUGCUCAAGCUGUUCAAGCAAUCCAUUUUCGAGGAAGUUGGCGAGAUCUUGAAUGUGAACGACUUUAUGCGCGGUAACUUUAUGUUUGUCAAGAUGGUCAUGAUCUACGUCCGUGGUGCCAAGGAACGCAGAUACCUCCGCGACCUCUUGGGGCCCCUCGUUCGACAAGUUCUGGAGGAUGACUUUUUGGAUCUCGAGAGUGACCCUCUUAUGAUCUACAAAGCCAGCAUCAACAACGAAGAAUUGAGGACAGGACGUCCCUCGGAGCGCCCUCUCCACAUCGAUCAUACGGAAGCCCUGAACGACCCAGAGACCCGCACGACAUUCAUCCGUCAUUUGCAGGAGCUCCGUCUCAGGACUGAAAUGUUCUUGGAUGCCAUUUUGGAGAGCUUGCCCAGGAUGCCUUAUGGUAUUCGAUACAUUGCCAAGGAGGUCGGAGAUGCGCUCCGCUCAAAGUUCCCACAUGAGCCCGAGGAGAACAUCACCAAAGCUGUCGGCAACCUGAUCUACUACCGAUACCUCAACCCUGCUAUUGUUGCACCCGAGGGAUUCGAUGUUAUUGAAGGAGUGGUCAACCCGAUGCAGCGAAAGAACUUGGCUGAGAUCUCCAAAAUGCUGAAUCAGAUCUCUGUCGGCAAGCUGUUCUCGGACGACAAUGUGUAUCUCAAGCCCCUGAACGAGUACGUCGGUUAUGCUGGCGCCCGUUUCGCCAAGUACUUCAAGAGCGUUGUCGAGGUCGUGGAGCCUGAGAAGCAGUUCGAGGUCAACGAGUAUGUGGACCAGGUGAACACGAUCCGUCCAACGGUCUAUAUCUCGCCCUACGAGAUCUUCAACAUGCACGCGAUGCUGGCCAGUAGGAUCGACGUCCUGGCACCGGAGAUGGACGAUCCCUUGAGGGUCAUCCUUUCAGAGCUCGGAAACCCACCAUCGGGAUAUGAGGAGCACUCACAGGGUCAUGGAGAAGUGUGCCUGACACUCCAGAACCGGUUCACGGCGAACUUGGAUGAUCCAGACAUGGAUUUGAAGCACCUGUUUGUGGAGACGAAGCGAUAUAUCCUGGCGAUUAUUCGUAUCCAGUCCGGAAAGAACUUGAUGGAGAUCCUGGAGAGAAGGGUGACGAUCCAUGAGGAGCAAGCAUGGGAGGAGCUGAAGGCGACAGAGUUGAACAGACAACAACACCAUCAACGCCGGAUCAACAACGCGUCAGGAUCAUCGAUCGACGACCGUUUGAGGAACACGACGAACAACAUGAUGGCAGACAUGAACGCGAUGCGGUUCAUUGAGCUGAAGCAGCACGCGAUCGACGGAAUCCUGCAGCUCGAGUCGACGGGCAAGGUGACGCGCAAGAACGGGUAUCAGGAUAUGAUCAGCGCGAUCGCAGUCGAUAUCCGGACGAAGCACCGUCGACGGAUCCAGCGUGCGGCGGAGCUGAACCGGGUCAAGCAAACGCUGUCGAAUUUGAACGAGAAGAAGCUUUACCUCGAGAACCAGAUCAAAUCCUACCACGAUUACGUCGAGUCGUGCAUGACGAACAUCACGACGAAGAAGGGCAAGAAGCAGCGAUACGUGAUGCCGUUCACGAAGCAGUACUUCCAUAUCCGGAACCUGCAGCGACAUGGCAGGUUGCCCCAGUUUGGUUCGUUCAAGUACACGGCUCAGAAGCUGUUCGAGAAGGGUGUGCUCUUGAACCUCGAGGGCGUAUCACCAAAGCAGUAUUCACAGAUCUCGCUCACGAUCUCCUGUGAUGAGCCGGGUCUGUUCCAGAUCGAGGCCGAGGCAUCCAUCAUGAUGGUCCGCAUGCCGGUGACGAGUAUGGAAUUGCGACUCGAGGAUCUGUUGCAGUGCCAGUUCAAUAAUAUCCAGAUCAUGAGUCUCUUUGAUAAUAUGGCCAAGGUCAACGUCAAUCUGUUGCUCUUCCUCGUCAACAAGAAAUUCUAUGUCUAAAUAGAAAAAGUGUUCGACCAGCCCGGUCGAUAUACCGAUAAAUCCAAAAAAAAAAAAAAAAAAAAAAA